GCACCCCGGGCAGGACCGGGUGCCUCGGCAGCAUUGCUCCGGGAGCUGGGCACCCAUGGCUCGGCAGCGAGCCCGCUGACUCAGGGGUGGCCUCAGGGAAGCUGCAGCCCAGGAGCUACAGGAAGAUGGUGACACGCCUGCCCUACGCCCCGGCGAUGGCCUUGAGGAGAUGGCUGGGGCUCUCCGUGCUGCUCUGCCUUAGUUUGGGCUGUGCACUGGAGAACAAAGUAGUCAAAAGCAAAGUGGGGGAAAAAGUUGGCCUCCCUUGCUGUCAUGAAAUUCCCAGCUCAGAAAGCCUACAUAAUUACCGGGUCUACUGGCAGAAGAACACCACAGAUGUGGUGACUGCUUACGCAGAGGGGAAGAAGAUGUCUGAUCACAUUCAGUUUCCUGAGCGGUACGAGAACCGGACUGAGAUGGACACCAGGAACCUCACCCUGUGGAUCUCCCCCGUGGAAAUCCUGGACAAUGGCUCCUACCAGUGUGUAGUUCAGCACUUCAGACAUUCUCAGAACUCGUAUGUUUUGUGUGAUGAGCGUGUCACCCUCAUUGUUACAGCUGACUUCAGUGAUCCCAACAUAACAGCAGAAGUAUUUGCUAAUUCUUGUGAAUCAGCUGAGAUGGUGGUAAGAUGCUCUUCUCAUGGAGGUUUCCCCAAGCCGAAAAUCUCUGGAGCCCUCAACAACAUGUCUGUGGAGUGGAAUGUCAGCUGGGAGUCCAAGUCCAACCUCAGCCUGUACAAUGUCACUGGCGAAGUGCAGCUCAACGUGACCAAAGACACCGAAUUCUCUUGCUCCAUUGAAUACGACGGCUUUACCAAGUCCACCAGUUUGCUUCUGAAAAAAACAAAUGACUGUGUUGUCCCUACUGUAUCUCCAUCUUAUAAUGUUAUUACUGCUUCAAGUAUCAUCAUUAUUGUCUCCCUUUUGGCUGUCACCCUAGCAGCAAAAUACUUCCCAAGACAUGUCUGUUCUCACUGUUGUAAGCCUCGGGACUCAGUGGAAGAGGAUGUGAAAGAAUGUACAAAGCCCAUGAGCUCCAAAGUGUCAUCUGAAACAUCAUCUGUAUGACCAGAUUGCAUUUGCAGGUUUCUUACCCUGUGUAUUCCGCACUGCAGUCCUCACUGUUCGCUGUACAGCACUGCUUAUUGUGUUGGCCCUUCGGCUCUCUGAAAGGGGAUGGCAGCAGCAGCAAAGUGUUCAAGAUGACUGACAACAUCAUUUUGUGCAAACAAAUACAACUCCCCACCUAAGCCACAGAAGCUCUUGGGUGGUCUCAAUACAACAGAGUUACUGAAAUUCCAGCUGGGAGGACCCUCCAUGUCCCUGCAACAGGGCAGAAGAGUUUUCAUCAGCAUCAACACACCACUUCAACAGUUUGGGAUCCUCAGGCUUCAACAUCAUCUUGAUGAAAAUCAGGGAGCCUGCAGAGCCCUAGCAGGUAGCCUACACCCACCUAUCCGGUUAGUAAUGCAGAGCUGACCUUUGGGAGACCCCAAACCCUGACACACAAUCUCAAAUCCAGCUGUGCCUCCAUGCUGCAACCGGGAGCAGCUAAAACUUCCUUUAUAUUCUGCCUCGCACAGGUAUCUGCCAGUACUGGGGUUUGUGUUGGAGGACUUUGGGCUUGACCAUUUCAAAUCUGUGUUCCUUCUCCCCUGAAGAGGCAAUAGCGUGCAUAUUUUUCAUGAAAAAGCACCAUGAGAUGGGACUGUAUGCCUCAUGGUUACUUUCAGUGCUAUGAGACUUUUUAGGCAAUGAUACAUACUGACGGCACACCCAGCAGCUAACUGAUACUGCUUAUCUACAGCAAUGGCAGAAUUUCUCAUAUGCUUUCUCUCCUGAAAGGAUGGCUGUGCCAACCCAGGCACCGAGAUACAGCUCCUCCACUGAAUUACUCAAGAGGUCCAGGAGCACACCUGGCACAGCCCAGCCCUGCUGCUGAUGGUGGUGGUGGCACACACAUGGACAAGCAUUCGUAUGAUUCCUUCCUACCCAUGCUUGUAAAGCCCCAUUUCAACUCCAGUAACACUCAGUGGUUAUCUCACCUGUACCUACUGUAACGAAAUGUUACUCGGGGCCUUGCUUCAUGAACGUAGGUCUGCUUUUGUUUGUACAUCUGCUGAGGAAUGCUUGUCAGGGUAGGGUCUCCAGCUUCUUGGGAGCACCUCGCAGCAACCUAGGGAUGUCCUUUGUGUUGAAUGCUGCUGCUUUCUGCCAGUGUCUCUCUACC
This is a messenger RNA of Calypte anna (Anna's hummingbird), 2232 nucleotides long. RefSeq names its product CD80 molecule (gene CD80). The transcript has 7 exons. Gene Ontology annotation, biological process: positive regulation of T cell proliferation; cell surface receptor signaling pathway; cellular response to lipopolysaccharide. The coding region runs from base 126 to 1070 and encodes 314 amino acids. Gene Ontology annotation, cellular component: external side of plasma membrane. The record is from RefSeq and is a predicted model, not a curated record. Lineage: Eukaryota; Metazoa; Chordata; Aves; Apodiformes; Trochilidae.